This is a messenger RNA of Erigeron canadensis, 951 nucleotides long. Its product is annotated as protein NUCLEAR FUSION DEFECTIVE 6, mitochondrial-like. The transcript is spliced from 3 exons. Gene Ontology annotation, cellular component: mitochondrion. NCBI's taxonomy places the organism in Eukaryota, Viridiplantae, Streptophyta, Magnoliopsida, Asterales, Asteraceae. The record is from RefSeq and is a predicted model, not a curated record. The coding region runs from base 95 to 394 and encodes 99 amino acids.
ACCCCCAAAACCUCAAAAGGGAUAAUAUAUCUGUUUAGACGAAAUACACACAUAACAAAAUAUACAUAUACGAUCAUACAUACAACACAGAAAAAUGGCAGCUAGGUCGGCAUUCCGCUCCUUCAGCACCGUACGCACAGCGGCUUCUAGAAUCUCCACCGCCGCAGCCAAACCUAAUGCCACGUCAGCAUCACGAUCUGCUUUCCGCAUCCCCUCUCAAAAGAACCCCCUUUCUCAUCGCAUUUUCAGGUCUCCGGUUGAGCUGAGCUCUGUGUCUGUAGAAUCAAUGCUUCCAUUCCACACAGCUACUGCUUCUGCAUUGCUGACAUCAAUGCUUUCUGCUGCUCCACGCACUUGUGGUUGGACUCUUGAAGAUCUGAACGACGAUGUAUGAUGACUUGUUGGAAGGAUCUGGACCUACUGUGUGAUCUCCAGAAGCAAGUCUCUGAGUUCACUUUCACUGUCUUUAUCUUAUUUGAAGUUCUACCAGAACCAACUAGGAUGAUGCUAGUAUUAUUAUCAGGCCAUAAUUUCUGGACUUAAAUGUCAUGUUGUUCUGUUUGGUCUGAUUUACAUUGUAGCAAGCAUAUAUUAUUUGACAUGGACUUUUGUUUGUUUAGGGCUGUGAUUGGCUCACUUUCGGCAAGAAGAAUUAGCAUGUUUCGUUUCCGUAAGGUUUUCAUUCGAGUACAUUGUUUGUUGAUUGUAGAUGGAUGAUUGUAUGUGUUCAGAAUUUCAGAUGCUGUGCAUUUGAUCUCCUAGCUCUCAAGAUGUUGCUGCAUAUUGUAAUCAUAGUGCUGGAUGAGUCUCAUCGUGUGUACUUUUGAGAACUUGAUAUCCAAUCAUUUCAUCAAGAUAAUGUUGAUAUUGGUAUUGACACUACUCAUUCAUGUGUAGUAGGCAUUGGAACAAAAUGAUUUUGGGAUAAACUAUUUUCGCCAUUACUGACCA